AUGUCGCCGAGAAUACUUGCGAGUAUUAGCUCAAAACGAAGUGAUGGUUUAUUGAAUGUCUUUUGGUUCAAUAGUCACAUUGGAACCAUAAAUCCAGUCUCUGGAGGCAUAGCAAUGUCCAAUAUUGCUGAUGAAAUUCUGUCUUCAUCUGUUGAUGAUGCAUCAAUUGUACAACCACGAAAAUCGAUUAAGAAAAUCAUCUAUAGUGACGAUGACGAUGAUGAUGAUGAUGUUGACAACAAUAAGAAUAAAGAGAAAAAGAAUCAAGAUGAAGAAAGUAUUUUAAGUGAUCGAGAAGACGAUGUCGAUGAAUUUAUUACAAUAAAGAAAAACAAACAAACGCGUAUUAUUCGUAAUGAUUCAUUUAGUGAUAAUGACAAUGUAGAAUUGACUGAACCAUCAUAUGUAUCGAAAUCACGAAUUAGUUUUACACCACCAAGUCCAUCAUCAAGUGAUGAAAAACUGAUUAAUGACGAUCCAUUUUCUGAUAUAUUAAAACGAGUUAAUAAUGAAAAUAGUUCUGAAUCAAAAUUCAAGAUGAUGGAUAAGUUGGAUUUAUAUGAUGCUGAUGAAGGUCAUGAAAAUAUCGAAAUACACACAGAUGAAGAAGAUGAUAUUGGAAAAAUUAAAAAGUCUGGCGGAACAAAGAAGCCAAGAAAACCAACGAAAGCAGCUGUUUUAGAAGUUCAAAAAAAUACUCAAAAACUUUUGCGUGAAUCCACAUUUCGGCUUCCUUAUCAUAAACCCGAACAAUUUACAUCGAUUGCAGCCUUUUUGAACAAACGGAAAUCACAAACACAAAAAGUGGCUGAGAUGGUUGAAAUAACCCCAGCUCCAGUGUUGACUACAGCUGAAAUACAAUUGAAAAUAUUAACAGACAUGAUUAGUGAUGUUCAAACAGAAGAGAAAACACUAUCCACUUCAAUACAUCCAGUUAACGAAAAAUUAGCUCGUCAUAUACCAGAAUCAUUGAUGAAGAAAAAACCAACGUUAGCAAAAAAUAUCAAUCAAGAACAAAUUAUUGAUCUCAACAAUUGUGCAAUAAAGAAAAAUGAACGAGUCUCUCAAGUGUCGGACAACAAAUCACUAUUAUCGGAUAAAACAAUAACAAAAUCGAAAACUCUCUAUCAUCUUCAAGAAUUACUUCGCGUUCAAGUAACACAAAAAUGUCGUAAUGAAUAUUUGAAAAAUCAAAUAGAAUCCACCACGCCUCCAGAUCGAAAACAACAUUUUUCACCUCCAAUAAAAAAGAAAACACCAAUUCGUAUGAUUAAAGAUCCAGACGAUGAGGAUAGUGAUGAUGAAGAUUUUAUUUUGGAAGAUGAAAAUCAAAGAUCGGAUGACCAUAGCGAAACGGGUGAAAGCGACGAAGACACAAAAUCAGAUGACGAUCAUUCAAUUAUUAAGAACAAAAAUGAAAAAUCAGAAGAUAAUGUAGAAACGAAAACAGAGACCAAUAUAGUGGAUAAAACUGUACCAGAUGGACCUGUCAAUCCAAUUCUUAAACAAAAAUUAUCGUAUGAUGAUGAUGAUGAUAUUAUUCGUCCAAAUUUACCCCUCGCUCAAAUUUCACAACAACAAGGAGACUCGUAUAAAGAAAAUUCAUUACUACGAAGCGAUUCGGAAUUAUCACAAAGGGAACCAAAUGUUGGUCAACUAUGGUGUGGAAAAUCGCAAACACCACUCUCAGCAUUAGAUGAUGUUGCAUUACUUUGUUCUGGACAAUUUACAGAAGUAGAUAUCCCAUGUUCUCAAAAUCGAUUAAAUGACUUUUUUAUUCUUCCACAAUUACCUGUCCCUCAAACAUCCAUUGAUCUCGCGCAUUCAUCAGAAAAUGGUCCAUCACUGGUAUCUUCAGUUGUUACCACGCUGCCAGAGGACAAGGAGGACGAUAUUGAAAUACCUGUAAUUAAACGAAAAAUUCGACGAAUAUCCGAAUCAUCGAACGAUGAUGAUCAAUCGAUGGCUGAUGAGGUGGAUGCAUAUGAUAGCGAAGAGGAACCAGAAGAAGAGCAAGAAGAACAAACAAAUGUUGAAAAUAAUGAAGAAUUAAUGGAAUUUCGACAAAGUUUAUUUGAAGUGGAAGCAGAAGAAUCAGGUAGUGAAGUGGGUGACAAGGAUGAUGAUGAAAUAGAAGACGACAGCAAUGACGUACCAGAUGAAGAAUUACUGAAAUUUAUUGAUACUGAUCAAACUGAUUUGAAUGAAAAAAAUCUAAAUGAUUUAUCAAAAGUGCAUAUGAAAAUAAUGAAUAAAGAAGAUGAACAAAAAUUGAAAAUGUUAAAAGAUCGUUAUUUAGACAAUGAUGAAGAUGAUGUCGAUGGAACAUUUCUGAGAAGACGUCCAUCGAACGAUGAAGACUUCGAUGAAGAUACAAAUGUAGAUGAAGACGAUGAUUUAAUGACAAACAUUGAUGAUAUUGAUGAAAAUACAAAUGAAAUUGAGUUGAAGAAUAAGAAAAAUCAUCUGGAACGAGAACGUCUCUUUCAAGACAUUCAAACCGAAGAAUUGCAUUUGAAUGAAGAUAUUCAGACUAUUGGCAAUGAUAGUCAAAUAUUUAAACUUGGUUGUGUAAUAAGACAGAAAAAAAUUCAAAGUUCAAUAUCAGCCAUUGACACAGAUGAAGAUAAAGAAACAAAACAAAAAGAGGCAAGAUUAAUUUAUUCUGCCGCAUUCACAUCGACAACAACACAAGUAAUUCCCGUCUCAUCGUUAAAACGAUUAAGUUCACGUUAUGAUCAAUUGACAUCGAAAUGUUCAGCUGGAAUGAAUGGUUCUACAACGGCUAAAAAUGUCAAACAUGAUCCAAGACGACUGGUAUUUUCAACGUCUAACAAGAAUAAUAGUCAGAUCGAGGAUGCUGAUGAGAAUGAACCACCAAUAACAAAUGAGAAAAGUUUUGAUCCAAAUAAAUUUCAAGCAAGAGAUAAGCGAUCGAAUAUAAUGGAUGAUUCAAUGUCAUCGAAUAAACGUUUUAAAUCAUUGAAAUCGCCAACAUUCACACCACCAACACCAACUACAAGUACAACAAAUAGAACUAGUAUAUUUUCGAAAUUAUAUGACUGA
Molecule: messenger RNA, 3066 nt
Organism: Didymodactylos carnosus
Lineage: Eukaryota; Metazoa; Rotifera; Eurotatoria; Philodinida; Philodinidae
Source: the annotation of a GenBank genome assembly